CGGCAACGCACCACAACAUGAUGCUGGAUCCCGCCGUCCUCUCGUCGGCUUUCCCACAUCACCGUAUCCUCCACUACUGGUCCAAAGCCACCCUCUUUGCAAAUCCCGUCCUCUCCUACGUGCUCUACAGCUCUGGCAAUAUCCCUGUCGACCGAAAGUCCAAGGACAGACAAGUGCUGUUCAAGGGCACUUUCACCGAGCUUGCUAAGGGCAAUGCUGUCGCGCUCUUCCCAGAGGGCACGUCAUACACUGAGCCGCGGAUCAUGCAAGUUAAGGACGGCGCAUCGUAUGCGGCGCUUGAGUACACCAAGUGGGCGGCGGAGAACCCAGACAAGGUGAAGCAUCCCGGCGAGGUGGUCAUCGUCCCAGCGGCUAUCGUGUACACGAACAAGUCCAAGUAUCGGAGUAGUGUCGUCAUGGAGUUCGGUAGUCCGAUCCGGAUGGACGCAUAUAAGGAACAGUUUUUGUCCGGAACCGAGGGCUCGUCUCGCGCAGCUGCGAAGCGAUUGACGCGUGCUAUUGAGAAGGAGCUAGUUGAGGCGACGGUGAACGCCCCAGAUUGGGAUACUCUGUAUGCUGCUCGCAUGGCUCGUGAUCUUCUCUGGGAAGAAGAUAGUACUGUCAACAUGGACAAUUACGUCUCCAUUUGCCAAACCCUGGUCGACCUUUUCGCUACUGAAGACGCAACCCCUAAUUUCCGAUUCGUCCGCCAGCGCCUGCUGGAGUACUACUCCCUACUGCAAUACACGAACCUCACCAACUCUGUCCUCUCCUCGCUCCCUGUCCCUAAGAAUUUGGACCCUCGGCAUCCUGCACCUUUGCCUAGUCGCCUGCUCACGCUUUCGAUUCUCGUGCGCGACACACUCGCGAUCGCAAUACGGCUACCGUUCGUGUUUUUCCCGCUCAUCCUUCACGCGCCCGUAUACGUCAUGGGCCGGCUCGGUGCGCGACUCGUCGAGGACGAGGAGGAGACACAGGCGCAGAACAAGGUUGUGUUUGGACUGCUGUUGCUCCUGACAAUCUACCCAACAGUGUUUUGGGUGUUGUGGGCGACACUGUCGUAUACGACCACUGGAGCGCUUGUCUCGGGGCUGGUGGUCUGGUCAUUUUCGGUUUAUCAUACGAAGAUCAUUAAUGACAACUACUUCCACUUGAAGCGUAUGAUCGCAGCUUGGCGCGUUCUCGUCGGUGUCUGGGCGCCGAAACGCCUUGAAAUGUCCCUUGAAGGCCUUUCGCAAUACACAACGCCUCGCGUUCCCCCAGAAAGCCCCUGGGUCGACAGAGCGCGCAUCAGCCGCCCACCCACACCCUCUGCCGACAUCGCAUCCCCUCUGGCGUCGCCUCGGGCCCCGGCGCCUGUGCACGCACCGAACAGCACGAACAAGCACGGCUCGACGCUCGCGGUCCCGCAGACGCUUAACGUCAACACCGCCGACGAGCCGCCUGCCAAGGGUGUCGGCAAACGCGGGCGGCCAUCAUCACGCCGCAUCAUGCGGCACGUCCUUCGCGCGCGGGGCGAGGCUGCCAAGGCGCUCGCGGGGUGCCUCGGCGAGCUUCAGAACGCGCCUGCGGGCAAACGCGUGCGUGCCGCCCCGCAUCUCGCGCGUCUGUACGGUGGGUUCGUAGAGGAGCUUCCCGCGGCCAAUGUGGCGCCAAGCGAGGAUGUACAGGCUGAACAAGGGCCAGUCGUCGUCGGGUGGAGAGAGGCGAGGGAGGUGAUCGCGUUUUUGAGGAAGCACGGGGCAAAGAUUGCCGGUCUGGAUAGGGGGAUUGAGGCGGGGUGGGCGGCUGCGAUGAGCGACGACGAGGGGAAUGGGACGCCGACGGCGAGCGAGGCAGAGGACCUUGUGUGGAUUCCGUCCGGCGCUCAGGAGUAAGGUGGAUCUUUGGUUUUGGUUACGAACUAUGUCGUGGUUGAUGCGCGUUGGAUGCGUCGAUAGGUGCAUUCUUACGGAUCUUUACCAUUUAAUCAGUCUCGAUGGAUACUACUCAACGUCACGACAUAUAAUGAGC
Coniophora puteana RWD-64-598 SS2 is the source of this 2013-nucleotide messenger RNA. Its product is annotated as glycerol-3-phosphate-acyltransferase. The transcript is spliced from 9 exons. Lineage: Eukaryota; Fungi; Basidiomycota; Agaricomycetes; Boletales; Coniophoraceae. The record is from RefSeq and is a predicted model, not a curated record. Gene Ontology annotation, cellular component: endoplasmic reticulum membrane. Gene Ontology annotation, molecular function: glycerol-3-phosphate O-acyltransferase activity; glycerone-phosphate O-acyltransferase activity. Bases 18 to 1877 code for a protein of 619 amino acids. Gene Ontology annotation, biological process: phospholipid biosynthetic process.